This is a messenger RNA of Adineta steineri, 276 nucleotides long. Lineage: Eukaryota; Metazoa; Rotifera; Eurotatoria; Adinetida; Adinetidae. The record is from the annotation of a GenBank genome assembly.
AUGCAUACAGGAUUAUUCGUAGCUACUGCUCUUGCUGCUGGUACAGUAGGCGUCAUUGCUGCAACUGGUCUUGGUAUAGCAGCUGCACGUAGAGUAGGUUCAGCUUACGGUACGACAGUUCAACAAAUGUACGAACAACAAGCAAUGGCUGAUUAUUAUAAUCAACAACCAUACUAUCAAUAUUCAGGAGGAUCACAUUACCCUUAUCAUCAAUCAGGUGCAUAUUAUCAACCAAAAUCCUAUCAUCAAAGUCGACAUUCUUAUGGUUACUAUUAA